Molecule: messenger RNA, 1155 nt
Organism: Neomonachus schauinslandi (Hawaiian monk seal)
Lineage: Eukaryota; Metazoa; Chordata; Mammalia; Carnivora; Phocidae
Gene: MCIDAS
Product: multiciliate differentiation and DNA synthesis associated cell cycle protein
Exons: 7
Coding region: 1-1155 (384 amino acids)
Biological process (GO): negative regulation of DNA replication; negative regulation of cell cycle
Cellular component (GO): nucleus
Source: RefSeq, a predicted model, not a curated record
AUGCAGUCGUGCGGAGGCGCCGCGGCGGGACGCCGAGCCUUCGACAGCAUCUGCCCCAACCGGAUGCUGGAGCUGCGGGGCCGGCCUUUCGUCAAGCCCGGGAAGCUGGAGAGGAAGUUCGCCCCUCCGCGGAAGUUCUUCCCUGGUUGCAGCGGCAGCAGCCCAGUGUCGGUGUACGAAGAUCCCCCGGCCGCGGAGCCCGCUGCGCUGCCAGCGCUCACCACCAUAGACCUGCAGGACCUCGCGGACUGCUCCUCGCUACUCGGGUCCGACGCGCCGCCUAGUGGUGACUUGAUCGCCUCGCAGAACCAUUCUCUGCAAACUGCAGCGGACUUCGAUCUGCAGGAUUUCAGAGACACAGUGGAUGAUCUCAUUGCAGACUCAUCCUCUUUGAUGUCGCCUCCUCUGGCCGGCGGAGACUUCCCCUUCUCUCCUUGCGACGUAUUGCCAUUUGGGCCCUGUCUCUCUCCGCCGCUGGACCCAAGGGCCCUGCAGUCACCGCCGCCGCGCCCUCCGGACGUGCCCCCGCCGGAGCAGUACUGGAAGGAGGUGGCCGACCAGAACCAGAGGGCACUGGGGGACGCGCUCGUUGAGAAUAACCAACUGCACGUGACGCUGACCCAGAAACAGGAAGAGAUCGCCUCGCUCAAAGAGCGGAACGUUCAACUGAAGGAACUUGCCAGUCGGACCCGGCACCUGGCCUCGGUGCUGGAUAAGCUGAUGAUCACACAGUCCCGGGAUUGCGGAACGACAGCCGAGCCCUUCCUGCUCAAGGCGACGGCCAAAAGGAGCCUGGAGGAGUUGUUCAGUGCUACCGGGCAGGAUUGCGCGGAAGUGGACGCCAUCCUGAGGGAGAUUUCCGAGCGCUGCGAUGAAGCGCUGCAGAGCCGCGACCCCAAGCGGCUGCGGCUACAGCCGGAGCCCGCGAGCAAGGCAGGCAUGCCGGGGAACCUGCACGGCACCUUCCGGGGGCUGCGCACAGACUGCAGCCGGAGCGCGCUGAACUUGAGCCACAGUGAGCUGGAAGAGGGCGGCUCCUUCAGCACCCCCAUCCGCAGCCAUAGCACCAUCCGCACCCUCGCUUUCCCCCAGGGCAAUGCCUUCACCAUUAGGACAGCCAACGGGGGGUACAAAUUCCGCUGGGUCCCCAGUUGA